CGCCGUGCGGUUUGUUUACUGGCGGUAGAAAAUGGAGGCGGACACGGAGGAGGCCUCGGCCUCGGCCCCGGCAGCAGCUUUGCUGGGCUCCGUGCUGAGCCUCGGUGGUCCUCCGGUGUUCGCCCCGCAAAUGUGUGAGCUGUACCGGCUGCAGGCGGCCGUGCUGCGGCGGCGGAGGCAGCGGGAGCUGAUGGAACGGGAACGGCGGAGGAGGCAGUACCUGCGGAGGAGGAGAGCCUUCCUCCUGUCUUCCAUCGCGGCUGCGCUCAGUCUCCUCUCCACCACCAGCAGACCCGUCUGGGUCCGGGACCGAGGCCCCGGGCAGAACCUCUGGGCCACGGCCGAAGCGUUCGACGACGAGGAGUGGAAGGCGCAGUUCCGUGUGUCCCGGUCCACCUUCGACUUCCUGCUGGAACUGAUCGGUCCGGCGAUUAAACGCCGCAAAACGAACUACCGCGUCCCGAUCGAGCCGGGCCGCCGGCUGGCCAUCACACUGUGGUGGUUGGCCCGGUCCGGGGAGUACCGCUCCAUCGCAGACAUGUUCGGGGUGGGGAUCGCCACCGUGUGCAACAUCGUGCGUCAGGUCGCCUGCGCCAUCGUGGAGCGGCUGUUUCACCGCUUCGUGUCGCUGCCCAGCGGCCCGCGGCUGGACGACACCCUCCAGGCCUUCAAGGACCGCUGCUACCCGCAGUGCGCCGGGGCCAUCGGCGGGACCCACAUCCCCAUCGCUCCUCCGAGGGAGAACCCCGACCACUACAUCAACCGAAGCGGCUGGCACUCCGUCAUCCUGCAGGCGGUGGUGGACCACAACGUCUGCUUCACGGAUGUGUACGCCGGUUGGCCCGGAAGCAGCAGCAGCGCCACGGUGCUGUGCAGCUCGGACCUGUAUCUGAAAGCUGAGGACCGGCCCGACGGAUACCUGUUCCCCAGAGAGGUGAGGUCAGAGGAGAUCUGA
Paralichthys olivaceus (Japanese flounder) is the source of this 955-nucleotide messenger RNA. Lineage: Eukaryota; Metazoa; Chordata; Actinopteri; Pleuronectiformes; Paralichthyidae. The record is from RefSeq and is a predicted model, not a curated record.